Molecule: messenger RNA, 471 nt
Organism: Caenorhabditis elegans
Lineage: Eukaryota; Metazoa; Nematoda; Chromadorea; Rhabditida; Rhabditidae
Source: the annotation of a RefSeq genome assembly
AUGUAUAACAGUAGAAACCCAAAAUUGAUGACCUUGCUUUACAAGACAUUUGUUAGACCUCUUCUUGAGUAUGGAACGGUAAUUACUAGCCCAAUAAGAAACUCUGAAACAAGAGCCAUUGAGUCAGUUCAAAACGCAUUUACCUGACGAUUAUACAGUAGAACACAAGGCAAAUACAUCUCGCCAACUGACACGGAGUAUAAAUCUGCAUCCGAACGCAAUGAACUUUUUGAGCUCACAACACUACAAACGCGGCGCCAAAUCUAUGACAGAAAAACUAUUAUGAAGAUGAUUAAUGGUAAACUAGAUCUCAACGUACCUCAAUUUUUUACAUAUUCUGAAAACACACGAACUCGUUCCAAAAAGAAAGUCUCAUGGAGCAGAUGUAAAACUAAAACUAGAAAGCAUUUUAUUGUAAACCGUACGCUGAGUAACCCCAAGUUUCUAAAACAUAUAUCAGAUCUUGAAUAA